This is a messenger RNA of Acanthopagrus latus (yellowfin seabream), 1721 nucleotides long. RefSeq names its product ring finger protein 121 (gene rnf121). Bases 143 to 1141 code for a protein of 332 amino acids. Gene Ontology annotation, molecular function: metal ion binding; ubiquitin protein ligase activity. Gene Ontology annotation, cellular component: Golgi membrane; endoplasmic reticulum membrane. Lineage: Eukaryota; Metazoa; Chordata; Actinopteri; Spariformes; Sparidae. The record is from RefSeq and is a predicted model, not a curated record. The transcript is spliced from 10 exons.
GGAUAUUUACCAAACAACAGGUUCGAGCUUUAUUUUGGAGGAAAAAAAAAGAAAAAGAAAAAGACACACAAAACCGGAAGUGACCCUCUUUGGUUUGUUGCUAAUGCUAAUGGCCCCGGAACGGUAAGGCAGCACUCCGAAGAUGGCCGGGGUGUUUGAGGUGGAGGUUGAUGGUGUAGAGCACGACCAUGGGCUGGAGCAUCACAAUGAACCGAACCAGUUUGAUGUGUCGAAGCUUUCACCAGAGGAGAAGUGGAGGGUGGAGCAUGCAAGAAUGCAUGCUAAGCACAAAGGCCAUGAGGCCAUGCACGCAGAGAUGGUGCUCAUCCUCAUCGUGACCCUUGUCGUCGCCCAGCUAGUCCUCGUGCAGUGGAAACAGAGACAUCCAAAGUCUUACAAUCUGGUGACUCUGUUCCAGAUGUGGGUAGUUCCUCUCUACUUCACUACCAAACUUCACUGGUGGAGGUUCCUGUCCACCUGGUUUAUCUUCUCUGUCAUCACAGCGUACAUUUCCUACCGUGCCACUCGCAAGCCACUGGCCUGCACCACACCGAGGUUGGUGUAUAAGUGGUUCCUACUUCUCUACAAGAUCAGCUACGCCACAGGAAUAGUUGGCUAUAGCGUCGUCAUGUUUACACUUUUUGGUAUAAACCUAAUAUUCAGGAUAAAGCCGGAGGAUGCCAUGGACUUCGGUGUUUCUCUACUGUUCUACGGUCUGUACUACGGAGUCCUUGGAAGAGACUUUGCUGAGAUGUGUGCAGACUUCAUGGCUUCAACCGUUGGGUAUUACAGUGCAUCCGGCAUGCCAACCAAGCACCUCUCUGACAAUAUCUGUGCUGUGUGCGGUCAGCCCAUCCUCGUAGAUGUCAGCGAGGAGGGCAUUAUCGAGAACACGUACAGAUUAUCCUGCAACCAUGUGUUCCAUGAGUUCUGCAUAAGAGGAUGGUGUAUCGUCGGAAAGAAGCAGAUGUGCCCGUACUGCAAAGAGAAAGUGGAUCUGAAGAGGAUGUUCAGUAACCCCUGGGAGAGGCCACAUGUCAUGUAUGGACAACUUUUAGACUGGCUUCGGUACUUGGUGGCCUGGCAGCCUGUUAUUAUUGGAUUUGUGCAAGGUAUCAACUACGUGCUGGGUUUGGAGUGACCCGCAACUGUCAGAAAAUGGACAUUCACGCCAUACGGAGAAGAUAUGCACUGGCUCAAAGGACUGGGGGCCUAACAUUAAACUAAAACACCAAUAAAAAGUGUCUAUACGUUUUGUAUAUAUUUAUAGGCACACAAUAUCUGUAUUUACAGUUUAUUUGAAUUUUAUUGGUAAUUUUGAAUUUGGAUGUCUGUGUCAGUUUCCCAGGAUUUUGCUUCACACAUCCUAAUAAUUGGUUUGUGCAUCUUAUGGCCUAGUAAAACGGUUGUCAAAAAUCAUUAGAGAGGUUCUUUUUACUAAUUUAUGUCUUAAAUGUUUGUUAACACUUAGUUAAAGGAUCUUGCUGGAGUUUUUCCUCCUCAUGUCUGAUGGCUAUCACACAUGAGUAAUAAAUAUUAAAUGAAAAUCAACACAAGUAAUCGCUCCCUGUGCCUCCAGUGUCCACAGAUUCCUCUGGAGUCAUUUUGCCACUGCUUCAUUUAAUGUGAUCGCUCAUAAGGCUGCUUGGCUCGCUCGACGUUGACCCUAUCAUAUUCUGAACUCAAGUGACCCGAGAGAGUUUCCUAAGUACGGACAGUCA